This is a messenger RNA of Thlaspi arvense, 4938 nucleotides long. NCBI's taxonomy places the organism in Eukaryota, Viridiplantae, Streptophyta, Magnoliopsida, Brassicales, Brassicaceae. The record is from the annotation of a GenBank genome assembly.
CACGGUUCUCAGGGAUGAAGACGAAGUUUGUGGUAAAUCGGGAAAAUGUACGAUUUUGAUCGUUGAAGUCCCAAGCUCUCUCGUCACGAGUUUCAAAUUCGUGUGCAUGAUCCGUGACGUCAUAAGCUAUUUAAGAAAUUUCUCAGAUUUUAAGCUUUUGUGUGCCAUAUAUAUAAACAACAAUACCCAUUUCCAUUGGCCUAUGUAGUCAGAACUCAGAUCCCUUGUUCGCAUCGUAUCAAUGGCGAACCGAUCGGAGGAAGCGGAGUACGAGAGCGAUUCUCGGCCGAGUCACCAAGUCAGGGAGAAAGAAGGAGUUAUAGAUCUGGUGUUGAAACGGCCUUUACGGUGGCUGAGAAUGCUCAUUGAAGAGCUUCACUGGAGCUUCUUCUUUGGUGUGAUUGUCGUCUAUGGCGUUAGCCAAGGGCUUGGGAAAGGGCUCAGCAAAGUCGGCACGCAGUACUACCUCAAAGACGAGCAGAUGGUACAGCCUUCUGAAGCUCAGGUUUAUGUUGGUUUGAUUCAGAUUCCUUGGAUCAUUAAACCUCUUUGGGGAUUAUUGACCGAUGUUGUCCCGGUUUUUGGUUACAGGAGACGACCUUAUUUCAUACUCGCCGGUGUUCUUACUAUGCUGUCCAUGAUGGUGUUAUGGCUGCAGAAGAAUCUGCAUCUUGCGCUUGCUUUGUCCUGUCUUGUGGCAGCAAGUGCUGGAGUUGCUAUAGCUGAUGUAACCAUCGAUGCUUGUGUAACACAGUGUAGCAUUAGCCAUCCCACGCUUGCUGCAGAUAUGCAAAGCUUGUGUGGCAUGAGUUCGUCCAUUGGAUCCUUGGUUGGUUUCUCCCUUAGCGGCGUUUUGGUGCACUUGUUUGGGUCCCAGGGUGUGUACGGUUUACUCGGUUUGACUGCAGGAUUGACUGUUGUUGUUGGGAUGCUUCUGAAAGAAUCUCCUUCCCGGAGUUUAGGACGCAAGCAUGUGAAUGAGAAGUUUCUAGAUGCCGGAAGUGCAAUUUGGAAAACGUUUCAGUAUGGUGAGGUGUGGCGGCCAUGCUUGUUCAUGUUGUUGUCAGCUGCAGUGAGCUUGCACAUUCAUGAAGGCAUGUUCUAUUGGUACACAGAUGCAAAGGAUGGGCCUUCCUUCUCAAAGGAGGCCGUUGGAUCCAUUUUGUCUUUUGGUGCAAUUGGCUCACUGGUGGGCAUACUUCUUUAUCAGAACUUUCUCAAGAACUUUCCUUUCCGGAAUGUAGUCUUCUGGGCACUUUCCCUAUCUGUCCUGUCAGGAUUUCUUGAUUUGAUCUUGGUGCUGCGCAUAAAUCUGAAGCUUGGAGUCCCUGAUUACUUCUUCAUUGUGGUCGACGAGUUUGUUUCCCAUAUGAUCAGUAGAAUCAAGUGGUUGCCUUUACUUGUUCUCAGUUCCAAGCUCUGCCCUGCCGGCAUGGAAGGCACUUUCUUUGCUCUGCUCAUGUCGAUUGAACAUGUUGGACACCUAUUGUCGUCAUGGGGCGGAGGAGUGUUACUCCAUGCCUUGAACGUUACGCGUACUCAGUUUGAUAAUCUCUGGCUGGUUAUUGUGAUCAGGAGUUUAUUGAGAGUAAUUCCUAUUGGAUUGGUCUUCCUGAUACCGAACGUUGAUCCCAACUCAACCAUUCUUCCGGCUGAGAUGUUAGUGAACAGAAGAAGAGAAGCUGUAAUCGAGACCGAGAAGAUAGAGAUGACUGCUCUGAUAAGUAGUGAAGCUUGAGUUGAAUCAGUUCUGUUGUUAGGCAAGUGGAUUCACUGAAAUUACAGCGGACGUAGUAUUGUUGUGAAUUUAACAAGUUUCUCAGUGGUUUUUUUUUCUCUGUUCAUUGUUUGUUCUUCUGGUUUAGAUAAUUUUCUUUCCUCGCAGAAGAUCAUCAAAGAUUUGUUUCUUACAAUUCGUUGUAACCUACUGCUGUACCGAUACAGACAUAUAUAAGAGUAGUUCAAAUUGGCUUUGCCAAAAGAGAUGAUUUGGCUUUCAUGAUACAAAGGAUAUUAUAAGUGAUCAGAUACUGCAGUUUUCUCCUGCAAUUCCAAGCAUCUCUUGUUUGGUGUCAUAUAUUACUCUUUGGUUCUUCUGUUGGUAAUUUCCGAUGAUACCGACUUCGUUUUCAUAUGACAGACUCGCCAGGGCCAAGCAGACUAUGGACGCAUCGGGCUUGACAAAGUAGAACACACCAGUGACAUCCACUUGGAGCUCAGCGUCACCUUGGAAGAACAUCUUGAUAGUGGGAAUGCUCACGUCUUCAUAGCUUGUGAGGUUAAAGCAAGUGCCUAAGAUUGAAUAACCAGGAGCUGAAGGAAACCCGGAGAAUUGCUUCAGAAACUCCGUCUUCACGGCUUUGUAAAUGGAAGGUGGCAGUCUUGUGAUAACCGUUCCCGAGUCAAUUAGAAUCUCUCUACCGAAGCUUGAUGCUUCCAGCUCCACGCCACCGAUGCUGGCACCGGUGAGAUUCAGAAUGUAAAAGGAACGAAGCUGAGGGUUUUGUACCAACGGAGUGUAGGAAACUGAAGUUGAGUUUUUGUAAACAGAGGAAUCGUCACCGAAUGACAAUGAGCCAGAAGCUCCAUCUUCGAGAGAAGGCAAACAGUACGAGAAGACUCCGUUGAAAUUUUCAGUAGUUUGGGAGACUAAAGAAACUGAGCUUCUUCCCAAACCCAUUAGACCAGAAGCUCCCCCGAAUAGACCUUUGUUGUUUCGGCCACAACCAAAGACAAAGUUUUCGACUUUCGUGUCGCCCAAUUGGAUACUUUCACUGCCCAAGUCUCCUCGAGUGUACGAUCCAUCUCCGUAGCUGACAACGUAGUCACAAGUUGUCUUUUCGACACCACUGUUGCCCCCACAAAGGCCCCGAUUGCCGGUAGCAGCUACAAGAUCCUGACAAGUGGAUGAGUUGCAGAAAACUGUCUUGUAAUAAGAUGAGACUGAUGGGUCAUACAAAGGACCUUGUUGGUUGUAACAGGACCUGCAAGGCUGGCAUUGGACCCAAGUCAAGUCACUUCCAGUGUCAACGAUCAAACUCAUGUUUUUUCCUCCUAAUUCAACUGUCACAAUGUAAUUCAAAGUCUGAAGUUUUAUCCCUGAGAUCAGUGGAAUCUGAGUUUCCGAAACGGAUUGUGCAGUGGUGCUCGAGGUCAUUGCUUUGAUUCUGAGUUGAAGUGACUGGACUCGAAGGUUAUCAAGAACUAGUGCUCUUCUCAGCUUCUUACCCCAGUCUACAGUCUUUCCUGAGCAUUGUUCCCUAUGUUUCAUCUCCAGCGUAGUAGUGGAUUCUCUUCCCUUUCCUUUUACGGCGAAUCUACGUGUGCGCGAAAGCUGAAAUCUUCACGGGAAAUCUAGAGACGACGAAGAAUAUAGGAUGACACUUUCCUCAGAUCCGCGAUCUAUCUUGUCGUCAUCCAAACAUCACAAGAACAACCCACUCUUCCUUGUGUGAUUCCCAAAAAACUUAAUCCUCUCUUUCAUUAUAUAUAAAAAAAAAACAACAACAACAAAAAAAGAUUAGAUUUUUAGGUUAGGUGAAACGAAUAAUGGAAUCGGAGCUAAAGGAUAUGAAUUCGAAUCCACCGUCGAGCAAAGAGGAACGGCCGUUGCUCAAAUCAGAAUCGGAUGUGGCUGCCGCCAUUGAAGAGCUUGACAAAAAGUUCGCGCCUUACGCGAGGACGGAUUUGUACGGGACGAUGGGUCUGGGUCCUUUUCCUGCGACGGAGAAAAUCAAGCUGGCGGUGGCAAUGGUGACGCUUGUUCCAGUGCGGUUUAUUCUGGCGAUGGGCAUCUUGCUUCUCUAUUACUUGAUAUGUAGGGUGUUUACGCUGUUUUCGGCUCCGUAUCGUGGAGCAGAGGAAGAGGAAGAAGAAGGUGGAGUGGUGUUUCAGGAAGACUAUGCUCACAUGGGAGGAUGGAGAAGGACUGUCAUCGUGCGGUGUGGGAGGUUUCUCUCAAGGGUUUUGCUUUUCGUGUUUGGGUUUUAUUGGAUUCACGAGAGCCGUCCAGAUCGAGAUUCAGCCAUGGAUAAAACCACUUCGUCUGAGGUUGACCAGAAAGGCCAAACCGCCGAGGAGGAACCUGAAAGAGCUGGAGCCAUUGUGUCCAAUCACGUUUCGUACCUGGACAUUUUGUAUCAUAUGUCUGCUUCUUUCCCAAGUUUUGUUGCCAAGAGAUCAGUGGGGAAACUUCCUCUUGUUGGCCUCAUAAGUAAAUGCCUUGGUUGCGUCUAUGUACAACGAGAAGCAAAAUCGCCUGAUUUCAAGGGUGUAUCUGGCACAGUAAAUGAAAGAGUUCGAGAAGCUCACAGAAAUAAAUCUGCUCCAACUAUUAUGCUUUUUCCAGAAGGAACAACUACCAAUGGAGACUACUUACUUACAUUCAAGACAGGUGCAUUUUUGGCCGGAACUCCUGUUCUUCCGGUGAUUUUAAAAUAUCCGUACGAGCGUUUCAGUGUGGCAUGGGAUACAAUAUCAGGGGCACGCCACGUUGUUUUCCUUCUCUGUCAGUUCGUAAAUCACUUGGAGGUGAUACGGUUACCUGUAUACUACCCUUCACAAGAAGAGAAAGAUGAUCCCAAACUCUAUGCUAGCAAUGUUCGGAGGUUAAUGGCCACAGAGGGUAACUUGAUUCUAUCGGAUUUGGGACUUGGCGACAAAAGGAUAUACCACGCGACUCUCAAUGGUAAUCUUAGUCAACUCCGUGUUUUCCAUGAGAAAGAAGAAUGAAAUUUUACUGGCCUGAGAACGUUUGUAAUGUUGUAGUCGUUACCAAGAACAAAACCAUGACCGUGAUUGAAUAAUGGAUCUGUGACAAUAAUAAAAAUAAACAAAAGUUUGCUUACACAACUCAAAGCUUUCUCUCUGUGUCUUUUUUUUAAUAUAAAAACUAUGUGUUAUAGUGAGUUUUCAAUAAAUCAGAAAAGAAGCUGUGGC